This is a messenger RNA of Folsomia candida, 3946 nucleotides long. RefSeq lists its product as uncharacterized. The transcript has 8 exons. The coding region runs from base 331 to 3672 and encodes 1113 amino acids. NCBI's taxonomy places the organism in Eukaryota, Metazoa, Arthropoda, Collembola, Entomobryomorpha, Isotomidae. The record is from RefSeq and is a predicted model, not a curated record.
UCCAAGUCCAGCCGAGGAGAAAGCAAGAGGCUAAAUUCCGCUCGCAGCCGACUCGACUUAAAUAUUUCUAUCCAGUAGUGAAAGCAAACAGCGACUGACUCGUCGUCAUAAGGAUAACAAUUUGGCAACUGGUGUACGUUUCUGAAGUGGUGGAUAUCAGGUUUACAAAAUUGUGAUUACAAAAACGUGGAAUUUCAUUUCAUUCAAUUUCAAAAUACCAAUCAAUGUAAACAAGUCAACUUCAAUUGGUUCUAGAUUGUAUAUCGAUUCUGGUCUAGUCUGAUGUCCGUACUUAAUUAAAGAAGAAUAACCAUUGUGUUUAUCAGUAAAAUGUCUGAUCAUGAUACCGACGACACGGACGUGCUUCUAAACUCUGACCCCCUAGGAGGGCUUUUUCGCGACCUCUCUCUGAAAGAACUUGUCGACAAACACAGCAGUAUUCUCCCUUUAACAACGAGGAAAGCAUCGCCUUCACCUAAUGGACCUGUCAUCCCAGAAACAAACGGUGGCGAAAUUAUGGCCGCAACAAACCACGACCUGAGCGGCACCAGCAACAUGGAUCUCAGCGACUACUUCAACUCUCAAGGAGAAAUUGCCCUUAGUGGACUCUCAGAGUGGAGUGUAGAUUCCGAGAUUGAGAAGGAAAAAGCUGAUGACGACGACGACGGGGGCGAAAGCGACUCUAGUUUUACCUACAACGAAGAAAAUAUACGAAAAACAUAUGAUACCGAAACCAAUAACGACAACAAGAAAGCCAACAGAAUGGACGAAGUUGUCCCCGCAAAAGCAACGACUGACGAGACCGACACAUCCGCAAGUAGGUCCUACGUCCCCCAAUUUCUCAAUCACGGCCGCGUCGUGGACAUCAAUCUUGAAAACCCUGCAAUUGACUGGAAUAUCCCACUCCCCAGCCACUUCCAAUUACAACUAGGUCCAGGAGGGUCGUCGUACCUGAACGAGAAAGGAGAACAAAUCUUCACCCGUGCGCCGAACUUCCGAUCUGCGAAUGGAUAUCAAUCUACCACGGAUAAAGAACCAAGUAGGCAAUUAACCAAGGAGCAGAUAGCGGAAGAGGUUAAGAAAAUGUAUGCAGAUCCAGAAGUUCCCGACCUCCAAAUUGAUACAAACCCCAAGAUAAAUACUCGAAAAGUGUUGAGGUUUGCGGAUGAAAUUGAACACGUAGCUGAAAAUCCUGUCGAAUCAUCGUUACAAGGAGGAUUCAACUUUCUUAACAAUAACGAUACCCCGGUCAAGUUUGACUCAUCUCCUAAAAACUCAUUUAGCGUUCCUGAAGGAGAGAAACUGCUCGGGAGGAAGAAGCAGAUUGCAUCCAAGGGGAAGAGGAAAAGUAUUAAUAAAUUCCAAGGUGCUGGUGACGCCGCGUCAGUGUCGACUACGGCGGCAUCUUCUUCAGAGUCGUCGCCUUCAGUUAAACCACCUUCCUCCUCCGCCUCCUCUACGACAUCAUCUUCCGUCCCAUAUUGCACGAAAGUAAUCCGAGGAAUGAAACGGACCAAGCCUAAACAACCACCCCAACCAGGAUUCAGUUUUGGAUAUGGAGACAGUGAAAAUGACCUCUCGCCCAUUCGAAGGAUUAGAGACUUCAACGGUCCAGUAGCUGGUAGUUCAGCAUCUCAACCAAGGGUGAAUAAUUGUACAAGUCAUCACCAUCAUCACCCAAGUCCUCUAGGCAGGGACGACUUUCACGACGGGAUGGGAAGAGUGAAGGGCUCCGCUGCAGCAAUGGAUGAGCUCAAGGCAAUUUGGAGAGAGAUUCAGACUAAUAGGAUACUUCUGAGACAAGGGGAUGAAUCGUCUGAAGACGAUGAUGGGACUAGCAAGGCGUCGUUUAUCGAAGACUUGGGCAAGGGGGAUGGACCUCCUUCUGCUAAAAGUGAUGCUGGAAAAUCCUCCUCUUCACGUGGUAGCCAUAUCAAUCAUGGUGUUCGACCCCAUCAUCCUUCUCAACCCCCCUUCACAGCCCCAUUCCCGUCCCCCUCGAUCGACAACUUUGAUUCCGACCUGGAAACUCUGCUGAACGAGGCGGACAUUAAUCCUGCCGAUUUUGAAGAUAUCGUAGACGACUUGGACAUUGCAGAAUGUGACGUUGGUGCUGGUAUUGAUGACCUCUUACGCGAAAUUGUCGACCCCAACGCAUCCCCACAAAACAAGGAGACGGCCAAGCUCUCUCAUUGGGCACAAAGUGGGGCAGUUGAAUACGUUGAAAAGUAUCACGAGGAGAAAUUCCGUCGGCAAGAGUGUGAAGAUGAGAUUGAUCGUCUACAGAAAGAAAAUUUAAACAUUCGGCAGAGAAAUGCUGUCCUGGAAGGAGUCACAAAACGGAAGGACGCUACAAUUAUCAAAAUAUCCAAGGCGUGGAAAGAAGUCGCGACCGAGUGGAGAGCGUAUGAAUCUCAGACCCGAGGAGAUUUUGACAAGUUGAAAAAGGAUCAUGUCGAACUGAGCGGGAUCUGUGCCCAAAAUAAUGAGAAGGUCCAACAAUAUGAGAAAGAGUUGAUAAAGAGUGUCGAGCUGGCGGAUAACUUCAAGACCCAGUUGACAGAGGUACAGAAAUCGAAAGACGUCGCAGUGGGCAAGUUGGAGGCAGAGUUGGCCUCCCUGAGGGAGAAGAUUAAAAUUAUGUCUAAAGGUGAAAUGGAAAUUAUGGAAGAAAAGAAAACUGCAGUCCGUGCUUUAACAGAAUCUCAACAAAAAUUGGACCAGUUGCAAGUAUCUUACCAAAAACUAGAAACGGAGCUUCACACCCAGAAAACUACCGCUUUCCAAAGGGAUCAAAAACUGUCAGAAAUUUCAAACCAAAACUCUAAAUUAGAGUCUCUCCUCGAUGAGAAGGUUACCCAAAAUAAUGAACUUUUGAAGAAAACGAAACAAUUGUCGGACACGGUUGAAUUCGCAGCUUUAGAAAAGGAAAGGCUGCAUCGUGAGCAUGAAAAUGUGUUGGGUCAAAAAUUGAAGGACGAGGGCGAGCGACUACACGGUUAUUACAAUAAAAAGUUGCAAUCGGCGUUAAAGGCGGCUGGUGAAAAGGCAUUGCAAGCUGAAGCAGCGACGAGAGAAAGCAUGAAAAUCGCUGAGGUUGAGAAUGAGAGGAAAUUAACGGAAUGCAAGGACAGAUGCCAAUCGGACCUGAUGCGAAUGAAAACAAUUUACGAAGUAGAGAUGAGGGAGUUGAAGAAAGAUAAUGCACAAAAGCAGCUCUUAAUUACUACGACUGCCCAACAACUCCAGACUGGUGGAAUCGCAAGGUCAAACACGAUGGAUCGCCUGCAGUCAAUCGUCAAAAAUUUUCCCAGCAUUCAUCAUCCCGACACUAGUUUUUCCAUCGGAGGAGGACAAGGCGAUCGUCCCACCCAUAACAACAUUACUACAGAUCUACACCUGCUAAUGAACAAGAACAAAGAUAUCAACUCCAACUCCAGCGUGUUGAACAGUAGCAAAGAAUAUGCAAAGUUUGCUCAGACGCUCCAGCAAAGUACUAAUCCCAGCAAAAAUACAACAUUGAAGCCAGAAAAUAUUCCUCCAUCUUACAAAGAAGUUAUAGCAAGUCCUCGUAAGUUUAGACCGGUGGCGAUGGAGGAUAACUUAUCGUUAUCAACCUUAAUUAACAACAUGUCUCAAAAUAAAGAAAAAUCUUCUCCUCCUUCGAGUUAGCUAAUGCGACGGUCGGUUUUAUGAAGCAGUCGCAAAUUUUGUAAUCUAAAUAGAUAUUUCUCCUUUUAUGAAGUGAAAAUUGUUAAGAUAAAAACUUAUUUUACGGAAUCCCACUUGUCAGUAUGAACCAACUAAUAAGUAGUAAGUAAUAAUAAGUCGUGAUGUAAAUGUACAUAAUAUUUUUAACUCGCACUUGACGUGUUUUCCACUUUUGUUUUUAAUUUCAUACCGAUACAUAUUUUAUUAACUUUUGGAAUAAAUAGUCAAAAUAUAA